Molecule: messenger RNA, 470 nt
Organism: Phlebotomus argentipes
Lineage: Eukaryota; Metazoa; Arthropoda; Insecta; Diptera; Psychodidae
Exons: 1
Coding region: 183-464 (93 amino acids)
Source: RefSeq, a predicted model, not a curated record
UGAAUUCAGCGGUCAAAUGAAGGAAUUCCGCUGGAAAGAGAGGCCCAAAUUGGGCCCUCGAGGCGCGAAUCUGGCGUUGGAAGUGCCUGACGUCAGGUGUCCGCCCCACCAGGGCGGCCGCGGAGAGUGAAAGUUGCUCCUCAGGUGUCAAAUCGCGCGCAGUUUCGCCCGAGAACGCGAAAAUGCUACGUGUGUGCACGCUGUGUCUCCUGCUGACGCUCUGCCAUCGCCUGGCGCUGGCCUACGAUCCCACGGACAAGGAGAUCGGCUCCGUGCUGCCGCCCGAGGGCACCUUCGAGGCCUUCUACCCACGCGAGAUGAACGGCAUCCCCAAUGGCUCGUCGCGUCCGCCACACGGCCACGGGAGCUUCUUCAAGUAUCGCAAUCCAGCGCUCAUUGACACGAAGAACGCCGCCGCUUACGGCUUCCGCUUCGACGGCAUGCGCAGAUUCAACUUCGAUUGAGCCACA